Messenger RNA from Staurois parvus, 327 nucleotides. Lineage: Eukaryota; Metazoa; Chordata; Amphibia; Anura; Ranidae. The record is from the annotation of a GenBank genome assembly.
GGUCAGAGACUGCAGAUACGAUACAAGAGAUGAUCAGAGACUGCAGACAUGAUACAACAGAUGGUCAGAGACUGCAGACAUUGUACAUGAGAUGGUCAGAGACUGCAGAUAUGAUACAAGAGAUGGUCAGAGAUUGCAGAUAUGAUACAUGUGAUGGUCAGAGACUGCAGACAUGAUCCAACAGACGAUCAGAGACUGCAGAUAUGAUACAAGAAAUGGUCAGAGACUGCAGACAUGACACAAGACAUGGUCAGAGACUGCAGACAUACUACAGGAGAUGGUCAGAGACUGCAUACAUGAUACAAGAGAUGGUGAGAGAUUGCAGAC